UCUACUGCAGUUAAAAAUACUUGGGAACCGAGGUUGAGUCCAUUGAUUUUUGACGAUGUAACACAUCUGUGUAAUGUUACGGUGACAAAGUGAAUGAGAAACCCCUUCAUUUUGUGCAUAACCAUCGUAAGAAGGGCUUAUGUGCGCCUCGCCGCUUGAUUUCCGACUCGGGGUGCUCAGUGUUGUCGGGGUUGAGUCCGUUUCAGCUGCACUGCAUCAACAUGGGUGUGAUCGGUGUGCAGCUGGUGGUUACCAUGGUAAUGGCCAGUGUAAUUCAAAAAAUCAUACCUCAUUAUUCCUUCGCAAGAUGGCUACUUUGCAGUGGCAGUCUGCGGUGGUAUCAGCACCCUACAGAAGAUGAGUUGAGGAGCUUAGCAGGGAAACAAAAAGGACAGAAGAGGAAAGACAGGAAAUACAAUGGUCACAUAGACAACAAUAAGCCACUAACAGUCCCCAAGGACAUAGACUUGCAGCUGGAGACAAAAUGCAUCACAGAAGUGGACACAUUAGCAUUGCACUACUUCCCAGAGUUUCAGUGGUUGGUGGAUUUCACAGUGGCUGCAACUGUGGUCUAUCUAAUAACAGAACUCUACUACAGUGUGGCUCAGCCCUCAGGAGAGAUGAACAUCAGUGUGGUCUGGUGCCUGCUUGUGCUCGCCUUUGUCAUUAAGACCCUUUUCUCUCUAACGGCACACUACUUUAAGCUGGAGGAAGGAGGCGAGCGCUCACUCUGCAUUACUUUUGCUUUUUUCUUUUUUGUCAAAGCCAUGGCCAUUCUCAUAGUCACUGAAAACUACCUGGAAUUCGGUCUGGAGACUGGUUUUGCAAACUUCUCUGACAGUGCUCUACAGUUUCUGGAGCAUCAGGGCUUAGAGUCCCAGGGUCCCAUAUCUAAACUCACCUUCAAACUGAUCCUGGCUCUGCUCUGCUCCCUGAUUGGAGCAUUUCUAACUUUCCCUGGUCUGCGAUUGGCCCAGAUGCACCUAGAUGCACUCAAUCUGACCACAGCCAAAUUUACACAGACUCUGCUUCAUAUCAACUUCCUGUCACCUCUUAUCAUGGUCCUGCUCUGGGUGAAGCCCAUUACCAAGGACUACAUAAUGAACCCCACUCUGGGAAAGGAGAGUGUGCCUUUGAUGACUGAGCAGACGUAUGAUACAUUACGGUUAUGGGCCAUCAUACUGCUGUGUGUGCUCCGGCUCGCUAUGAUGCGACAACAUUUGCAGGCCUACCUCAACCUAGCCCAAAAGGGUGUGGACCAGAUGAAGAAGGAGGCGGGACGCAUAAGUACCGUUGAACUGCAGAAGAUGGUUGCACGUGUUUUUUACUACUUGUGUGUAAUCGCACUACAGUAUGUGGCACCAUUAGUGAUGUUGCUGCAUACAACUUUGCUGCUAAAAACCUUAGGUGGACACUCCUGGGUGGUCUAUCCUCAAGAAGACCUGCCUUGCACCCAAGAAAUGGACUUGGACGCUGCAUUGGGGGCAGCACCAAACGCAGCCCCAACACCAGCUUCAGUGGUAGAAACAGGAGCUCGGGCGUCAGUUGUCCAGCUGUCAGUGGCCCUGGGAGGCCUGCAGACUGUCUUCAGCCCCUCGCUUUUCCGGGGCCUCUUCUCAUUCUUUACGUGGUGGAUUGCCGCCUGCCUCUUCUCAACAUCCCUCUUUGGCCUCUUCUACCAUCAGUACUUAAUGGCAGCAUAGCAUCGUCAACCAAGCAGUGGCAACCAGUGUGAUCAGACAGGCAAGUGUAAGGGAGCAACAGAGGCCUACUGAUGACUCUGCUCCACAACUCCUCCCUCCCUCUGUCCACCUCAUAAUGACCGACCAUAUCAUCAGAGCCCCUGGUUCAACUUGCAGUGCUUCCUUCACAGACGACUCUGUGAACUCCUCUCACUGUUUUUACUACUGUGACCACAGCAUUUUUUUUUUUUUUUUUUGGAGAGCAAAUAAAGAUUUAUAAACUUUAAUAUAGACUGAUUACAAAUUAGAAUAGUAUUUGUCAGUGUUGUUGGCACAGUAACGGAAUGAUUGGUCAUGUUUUUUUUGAACGUAGAAGGUAAAAUACUGUAUGUUGGACUGAUCGCAACUAAUUACACGUCAUCAGAUGAGGUGUGGCAGUUUUAGGGGAGCCAAUACGGAGACAAAUAAUUUCUAAUAGUGGUUUAAUAUCCUUCAUAUGUGAUUAAAAACUUUUUACGCCUUAACCAAACCUUUAAAUUACAUGAUGCAUGUCAGAAAGAGUCACAUUUUUUACUCGUGGUUGUUUAUUGGAAAAUUCUUUCUAUAUUGAUGCUCACUAAGACCCUUUGAAACUAGAGUUUACAGUGGAUUACAGCAGAAUAUCAUGAAGUUACUUUGGGGAUGGGAUAUGUAGAGCUCUGAUGUUUCAUAUUUUUAAUGUUUUUGUGAAGGGAGUUCACAUUAAGGGUCAUGGAGCUAUCGCAGUUCACAGUACUACUGAUUUAAUGUCAAUGAAACUACAUUUAGGUUUAAAUUUUUUUUUUUUUUAAUCUAAAUUAACUUUGUUUUUUUUUUCCUCCCUCUUUCUCUGUUUGACUACGUUGUAAGAAGUACUGCCACACCUAGGCCACUCUUAAUAUCCUAAGGUCAAAACAGCCCAGUUUCCUCAAAUUCCCAGAUGUCAUUGCCACGGACCUCAAAGCUAUCAGAAGUCUUAAAAUGAUGCAAAAAGGACAAUGCAUCCAUGUUUGUAGGAGGAGGAGGAAGGAGCAACAUAAGGAUAUUCCAGAAAUGUCUUAUUGGAAUGAGCUGUAAGCUGACAAUCGCAUCCGUUGGCGAAAGAUGGCUAGAGAAUCAACGACCCCCCCCCCCCCCCCCCCCCCCAAAAAAAAAAAAAAAAAAAAAAGAGCUGUGCCUGUAGAGGAGAGAGUGGAGACGUCAAGCUCAUGGGAAGACGUCUGGCUGACUGGAGACGAGUGUAUUUAAAUAUGUCUGACUCUGCCAUCAAGGACAAGUCCUGGUGUUGAAUGAAAGGCGUUCCAAUAGAGUUGUGAUUUUUAAUUUGCAUUAAAACCUGAGCCAUUUUAGAGGAGGCGGGAGAAUGUUUAGCUCUGUUUGAGCAGCGUGAUGAUGUAAAGGGAGGACAGCACUUAAGGCUCAGUCAUGGUAUGUGCUCGUGUCUGUGUCUGUCUGCAUGUAAUGGAUCUCUGUUGUAGGUCAGCUGUAAUCUGAAAGGGCAUUGUGAUCAAGAGGAGAUGAUGUCAACUAGUGUUGAUAAGCUAACGCCUUUUUCUUUCGUUUUUAGUUUUACCCAUCUGUUUGCUUUUUAAAUGUUUUAGAACAAGCUUUUUAUUUUUUUUCUAAUGGUUCAAAUGUGGGUCUGUAAAACUUUUGAUUUUUUUUUUUUUUUUUAAUGGUGCCAAGUGAGUGUGUUCCCCCUUUUUCCAGCAGUUGUAGAUCGGUUUCUGAAACUACAACCCUGGGGCCUUCAGUUUCCCGUAGAUCCAUACUGACAGAGAGGCUUUGAAUUGCUGCUGUGCACAAAAGAAUAUAACGGUAUUUUCAGUGUUCGCAUACUGUCUUUUUUUUUUCUUUUUUUUUUUUGUGGUGGGUUAAUGUACGCACAACAGCCAUGCUGAUGAAGCACUGGGCCGUCAUGGUUAUCCGGUCUAUUCAGGAAUGUAAGGUGCCAGAGUAAUUACAGGUCACAUUCUUCUUGUCAUCUGGCAUUUUCUUUCUUCUUUACAUUUCUUAAUGUCAUAGAGCUGAAUUGUGGCUCUACAAGUUUUGUACAGAACAUGUUUUCAGAAGUCCAGCAGCACUAUUUCACAUUUCCGAGUUGCUAUGUUGAAAGUCUUAGUUUGUGUCGACUUUAAAUGGGGGAAUAUGCACAUAAUGAAUGUAUCAAUCCUGCCUAAUUUUCCAAUUGUUUUCAUGAAAAUUCUUUCUACACCCGGUUGAUUUAAACCCCCUAAAACCCUGCACUUCUAAUCUCUUACCUUGUCUACUACCUGCUAACUGUACCUGUCAAAAAUCACACUUUUCCUAAUGGUAUUUUGUUCUUUUUUUUUUUUUUUAAAUAACUGAUAUGUCAGGGCCUGUAAACAUUUCUAAUUUUAACAGCUUUUUUUUUUUUUUUUUGAGUGCAUGAUGACCUAAAUCAGUUGUGACAAUGUGUUUGACAAAUCAGUUUCUGAUUAACUUUCUUUUGUUUUUCUAAUUUUAUUUUAACAGUCUGUCAGUUGAGAAGUAGCUGGGAUACUUUCAGAGUUUAUUGGCCUGAUGAGGCACUGUUUCUUCCAUUUGUCACCAUGAAAAGUGUUUUAUUAUUCAUUGUUGAUUUCAUGAAGUAACAUACACACGUUCUUUCAUGUAUUUAUUUCUGCUUUUAGAUUUUUGUCUUAAAUAAAUUAUGUUCUUUACUAUGCCUUUUUUUUUUGGAAGGGUCUUUAAAUCAUGACUGCUGUCAUGUCAGGCUUCACAUACAGUAUAGCUUUACAACAGAUUAUUGGAUUGUCCUGUGGAAGACUUCCUCUAGGUAUGUAUUUUUGUGAACGGCAGAUUAACUCUAAAGAUCCCUAAAUCUGUAUUACUCCUAAAUUAAUUAAUUUGUUGGUCACACUCCUCGGAUACUAGCAAUUAUGACCAAAGAGAGAAGCUCAGUUUGUGUAUUUCUUUCACAAUUGGCCACUGUGACAGCAACUGAGUAGAAGUUAAUGAUAAUCCGUACUGUGCAAGAAAGUGACCGACAUCUUCAGAAAUUACAGCUCACCAAAGACGUGCCAGUUCACCAACCGCCCAUUCGACUGACUCCCUCUUGUUGAACCGCUUUUUCUCUCCUUUCCUUUAGAUCAUAACAGCAGUGUAAGUUCUCCAAAUGGUUCUGAGAACAAUAAGCAAGCGUUGGCAUGUUGUGUGUUACAAAACGGUUCACUUGUUCUAGACAGUUCUGUACAUAACAAGAAAAGAAUCUCACAAGAUAAUGAUUUUCUAACAGAUGAACAACGCUGAUUUUAUACCAAGUUAGAGUGUGAAAACUGUCAAUUACUUGAAUAAAGUGGUGGUGAUUUUUA
Messenger RNA from Sphaeramia orbicularis (orbiculate cardinalfish), 5035 nucleotides. It is a transcript of the gene tmem161b, whose product is annotated as transmembrane protein 161B. The transcript is spliced from 12 exons. The coding region runs from base 222 to 1703 and encodes 493 amino acids. NCBI's taxonomy places the organism in Eukaryota, Metazoa, Chordata, Actinopteri, Kurtiformes, Apogonidae. The record is from RefSeq and is a predicted model, not a curated record.